UUCAAUUUAAAAUAUGACCGGUCUGACCAUUUUGGCCGCUUAAUGGAAGCGCCCUACGUUAGAAACACGUAGAUUUAAUGCAGGUGAUACCGAAAUGCAGGCCAGGGUUAGAGUAAUUUUGUAAAACCUUUUUAGUAUUCGCAAAAUAUAACGGCGCCAUCUACCCCCAGCCAAGCAUCCUGUAUGCGAGUUACAGCUGCUUUUUUUCGCAACUACUUCUCUCCUGCGUGACUCAAACGCUGUGCACACGCAAACGCGUUAAUGGUAUAGAUAAUAAGGCAUCUUAACCCACCAUUAACAUUUUGCUUUUAAUGCAAGCGGUUGGCGAACGAGAAGCCUAUGGCUAUGUUUUACAUGAGUCAUGACUCCAUGAAUUAUAUUUAUAUGCACCAGUUCUGCUUAAUGUUUUGUAAUUGUCAGGGCUGUGGAAACAUAAUUUUAAAGCUGCAGGCUAUUUUACAUUUCCCUAAUGCCGUAUGCGACAUAGACCCAUGGAAUACUAAUCUAUAUUUCAAUUUUCUUUUGAUGCAAAUGCCAGUCUUCAUAAAUAAGGGACUCACAAGCCACCUUGUUGGCCUUACAAGCCACCUUGUUUCCUUUCAAAAAUGGCAUUGAAUGAAUAAGGGGGAUUGAAUAUUUGACCUGUAUAAUGCAGUUCGACUAGCGCCAAUGGUAUUGCGAUAUAUGUAUAUCACUAAUUUUAAUUCAAGUUUUCAACAUGCGUUUUGCAUGUGUUUGUGUUUCAAAUGUAAACAUGUUUGAUGAGUUGUAGAUUUAAUCUUGAUAAAUGUGUUUGAAUUACGUGUUUGUCGCAUUUGAAUUCUAAGAGGCAUAUGCAUUAUGCAUGAUUCUUGUUUUUUGUAAAUUAAAUGGUUUUUAUACUUUAGGGGCAUCUCUUAAUCAAAAGCAUGAGUUUGAACGCACAAAAAAGAACCAUAAAAAAUUAUACAUCCCCCCGCCUUUCGUACUUCAUGUAUAUAUGCAUAUAUGGCACUUUGUUCCUAUUGCAUGUCAUACAUCUACCAAACGCUUGCAUGAUAAACAUUUCAUGUCGUUUGUUUCAUCUAAUGAAUAUUUAAAUACUAAAAUGAAGUGUUUUCCUGUUCACGGUUGUUUUCAGUAUGUCUCCUUGCGAGAACUUAGCGUUUUAGGCAUUUCACCGCUGCAGCUGUUCCGUUGUACCCCGUGGUGAUAGGGAAGAGCUAUUCAGUGAUAUAUAAAUAUGACUGAGUGAAGCAUAUUACAAUUUAUUUGCUGUUGCACAAACAUCGAAUGUGUUUAUAUGACGAGUGAACAGGCGAACGAUUAUCAGAUUGCCGUACUUGUGCGUGAUAUAGUAGGCAAAUUUGAAAAAAAAAACACUCCAGCUAAGGCCAGAGCCUAAUAUUUAAGGGUGAGUUAUCAUUAAAUAUUUUUGACGCGAUUUGCUGAUGUUUGUCUUGCUUAUUAAUCCUAUAAUCCUCGUGGGUCUCCUGCCAUCACAACGUGUUGGCAAUGAUUUACAUGAAGUUCUUUAAAUUUCGUGCCGUUUUCCAGCAUAUAACAAUAUAAACAUGUUUAUGUGAAUUUUUAAUUGACACGCCGUUUUUCGUAUGUCUCAGAAUAUGUCUCAGGUAUUGUAAUCUCAACUAUCUUGUUAAUCAGUUAACCAUGAAUAUAUUGUGCAAAAAGACUAGUUAACCUGAAUAUGCUUAGAAGGUAUUCAGGUAUGUGGGUGCAUUUUUGCAUGAUGCUGAUCGCUUGCGGUAGAAACAUUUGAUGGACCUAUCAUAAUCGGUUAAACUGUCAUGUUUCCAGAAGAUAAUCUUGGCAUCAAUAGAAUAUUUAACAUAUUUCGGUUUGCUUCGAUACGGUCGCUUUAAAAAUUGCUCAUCGAAUUUACACCAACUGAGCGCGCCUCAAAGUAUUAACGUGCGCAAAAUAUACCUCAGCACGCGCAUCGAAUGGACGCGAUCUUAACAAAAUUCGUUCUAAAGAGGUUAAUUUAUAUAGCAUGCUUGCGAAGUUGGGAAUCAAAUUGAAUUAAGAAAAUAAUGAGUAGAAAUGACAAUACUAUUGUGUUUGCUUGCGGGUUUUUACUAAUUUGUCCAAUAUUAUUUGCAGUCAUAACUCAAUAUUUGUUCAAAGCCAUGUUUCUUUGACCUUUAGGUUUAAUCAUGUGAAGACUUGACCUAUUUACGUAAUAGCUGAUACUAAGCUGCUAGUCACUGAUAGACACAGACAAUUGUCACGAACUUACCGUGUAUAAUAACUUGUGCAUCUUAAAAAAUAAAGUGUUGGAAUACUGUGCAUUCUUAGUGGCAAAGAGUCUUGUGUUGUUCUGGGAGUAGAAAGGCUUUUAAAUCUUUAAAAAGUUGAAUCAGACAAUGGCCUCUAAUAAUAGCAUAUGAAGAUGGCACUUUACGUGUUGGAAACAAAAAACCUCUACAUUGCCUCUGCGUUAUAUGUUCUAAUAUCCCUGAUGAGUAUCAUUGGGAACAGUUUGGUCCUAGCUGCAUAUUUUAAAACAUCCAAGAUUCGUAAUAAUAGAACAAAUUUCUUAAUCGUGAGCCUGUCAUGCGCUGAUAUGAUUGCAGGCUGUUUUGCAAUUCCACUGUACAUGUACUUGAUGCUGAUUCAAUUCAGAGGAUAUAAUCAGAGUGCUGAAUAUUUUGUUUAUCAGUUUACCGACGUAUUUUCUAUAACCGCAUCUGUGUGGCAUUUGGCCUUUAUCAGUUUAGAAAGAUAUUUUGCAAUUAUAUGGCCAGUUAUCCACCACGUGGCGACAUCUACAACAUGGUUCAUUGCUAUUGGAAUAUUAUGGUUUAUCUCCAUUUUAUCUGCGGGCCUAUCGUUGGAGCUUUAUAAGUUCAAAAUGAAAUACAUCAUUUACAAUACCGCCUCUCUGUUCGGCCUGCCUGCGAUCAUCAUUAUCUUCUGCUAUUUGUCUAUAAUGUACUCUACGAUACGCCGCUCAUAUGUAACAUCGAGGCAAACCUUUGAACGGGAACUCAAGGUGUCUCUAACUAUAUUCAUUUUAAUAUUUCUGUUUAUUAUAUGCUGGUGUCCAUUUUUCACGGCUGCCUUAGUCAGCAGUAAAUGCCAUUGUAUCUCACUGACAGUUGUGGUAUACCUCAAAGCCUUGCAUUUUGCUACCAGUUGUGUAAAUCCUGUGGUCUAUGCUGCUCGGAUACCGGAUUUUAGAAAAGCAUUUACAAAAAUCCUUCCCAAACAAAUCGUAACGUUUGUUUUCUGUUUGCUGCACCCAAGAUCUCGGGAAAGUCCGCCAGGACCUCGGGCACGCGCGUCAAGUACGUUGUCUUCCACGCUCGUGAUGACUGAUGGGGGAAGGCGAAGGGCAACCCUUUUGGAAAACAAGGGGGCAGUGGACCAACUACCCGUGGCCAAAGAUAGUCCGAUGGCUAGCAGUGUAACGUCAAACAAAUGUGUCACAUUCCUCUCUGAUAGUCCGUCGUCAUCCGCAACGGGAGUGGCCCAGUUAACGAAAGUGUAAAGUUCACUGAUCUAUAAACAAAGAUGAUGGCUGGAUAUUCCAUGUGUUCGGUUCAGGAGUAUGCUCCGUCAAUUUCUAGUGGUUGGAUCAAGUGAUGAAGAUAACAUCUUCACUAUUGAUCGAGUGGUCUGAUUGAUAAGAAAAAAGUUGGCCACAAACAAGGACAAGUUAAAUGACGUGCAUGAACCCAUGAGUUCACAAAACACGAGAACAUGAAACAAGACAUGAACAUCUCUAAAUAUUGGCACAGAAGGGAGAACAUGAAACAAGACAUGAACAUCUCUAAAUAUUGGCACAGAAGGUAUCAUGCUUUUACUAGACAAUACAAACUUCAGCUCACGAUUUAUUAUUUUUUGCCUUCGAGUAAAGGUUUUCUGUCGUGUUCCAUUACUACGUAAACCCACUCACUGCAAAAAAGGAGCCUGCCGUUCUGUUAGGAAAAAAGAUUUAGUGAAAUCCUUGUAUAUUAUGUAUAUUAUGCAGUUAAUGUUUACUGAAAACACAAAAAAGACUGAACUCUGAGUCCCUGUUUCCACGUACCUGGAUAAGAGUGUUACGGUAGCGACCAUUUACAAUAGACCUUUCUCAUAAUGGCGUCAAGCGCGAAAAGUCCGAUGUUACACGUAGUUUGAUUGGAUCGUUAGUUUUUGGGAGCCAAUCAAACUUCGUGGAACAUGAAGUAUGAACACGUGGAGUAUGACUUUGUAACGGCUGCGUGGAAAUGGGACCUGGGUUCUGACUGAUAAUAGUAAAUCUUAGAUAGGAUGGGAACUGUAAAAUUGCUAAAUAUAUUAAAGUAUAGAAUUAUUUUAAAAAACUCUUGUCAUCAAAGAUAUGUCUACAGGACUU
Molecule: messenger RNA, 4342 nt
Organism: Dendronephthya gigantea
Lineage: Eukaryota; Metazoa; Cnidaria; Anthozoa; Malacalcyonacea; Nephtheidae
Product: D(1C) dopamine receptor-like
Exons: 3
Coding region: 2387-3493 (368 amino acids)
Biological process (GO): G protein-coupled receptor signaling pathway, coupled to cyclic nucleotide second messenger; chemical synaptic transmission
Cellular component (GO): dendrite; membrane
Molecular function (GO): neurotransmitter receptor activity; G protein-coupled serotonin receptor activity
Source: RefSeq, a predicted model, not a curated record